Molecule: messenger RNA, 789 nt
Organism: Eremothecium gossypii ATCC 10895
Lineage: Eukaryota; Fungi; Ascomycota; Saccharomycetes; Saccharomycetales; Saccharomycetaceae
Gene: HEM4
Product: uroporphyrinogen-III synthase HEM4
Exons: 1
Coding region: 1-789 (262 amino acids)
Biological process (GO): uroporphyrinogen III biosynthetic process
Molecular function (GO): uroporphyrinogen-III synthase activity
Source: RefSeq, marked provisional
AUGGGGCAAGUAGAAAAAAUCAUAUUCCUUAAGAAUAAGACAGUACCAGAGGACCAUUACGAGACGAUUUUUGAAUCGAAUGGCUUCCAGACUCACUUUGUACCCAUAAUAACCCAUGAACACCUGCCAGAUGAGGUUCGCGGUCGACUAUCCGACGCGAAUUACAUGAAAAGGUUGAAUUGUUUGGUGGUAACCUCUCAGAGGACUGUGGAGUGUCUCUAUGAGGACGUUCUGCCCUCUCUUCCAGCUGAAGCACGCAAAUCUCUUCUCAAUACGCCAGUAUUCGUGGUUGGGCGUGCCACUCAGGAAUUUAUGGAGAGAUGCGGCUUUACGGACGUGAGAGGGGGAUCUGAGACUGGUAAUGGCGUUUUGCUAGCGGAGUUAAUGUUAAAUAUGAUCCAGAAGGGCGAUAUCAGCUCCUCGGGAACUUUUCUGCUGCUCGUGGGCGAGAUCCGCCGCGAUAUAAUUAAGAAACGGUUGGAAUCGGCAGAACUAGAGGUUGAAGAGAUAAUCACGUAUCGUACCAGCCCACUCCAUGAUAUUAGUGAGCGCUUUGAACGUGUGUUCACCGAUAACUCUUGGGUCGUGCUAUUUAGUCCUCAGGGCACCAAUGAACUGCUUCCCCUACUGAGACAGGGGGCUGCCAAGAUUGCAGCUAUUGGACCAACAACUGCGCAAUAUCUACUUGACAAUGCCACUCCACCAAUAUUAACGAGCCCUAAACCUGAGCCCUCGAGCUUGUACAAUGCAAUAAAAGAUUAUUUGGCAGCGUCUCCUAUGGGCAAUUAG